AAUCUCAAUUAUUCUCGGUCUUUAUAAAUCCGUGCAGCAAGCAGAGUAAAAGUGACUUGGAAUAUCACUCGCAGAAGAGGGGGAGAGAGAGAGAGAGAGAGAGAGAGAGAGAGACAGAUGGCGCACACAUCGCUUCUGACAAACCCAACCCAUUGCAAAUUGUUGUGAUCAGACCCAUUAUUUUUCACUCCCAUCUCCUUGUGGUUUUUUCUUUUCUGGCGACAAUUCUCUUUUCUCUUUUUAUUCUCUUGUUGGUUGUUGUUGUUGUUGUCAGUUGAUUCAUUUCUUCCGAGGUUGUUCAUUAUUUCCACAGGAAAUCAUCUUAGUUGUAUUACGUUCCUACAUAUUAGCUUUAACCAAACAUCAACACAACAUUUUUGUUUAGUUCUUCUUACCCUGGUCCGUGUUUUCUUGUUUGUCAAAUACACCACGCCACGUUUUUUAUUUUUUGAUUGGAGAAACGAUUUGAUCACCGGUGGGUGACAGAUUUUGCGGCACAGAAUUUGAUUAGCCAUAGUCUAAAAGCUUUCUUUUUGAGAGAGAAAUAAUACUAAUAAUAUAAAAAAGAGGUGCCAAGAUUAUGGGUGAGUUUGGAGUGAGACGGUGGAGGGGAAUGAGAAUGGGAUCUACGUGGAUGGUGUUGUUUGGCUUUGCGUCAGCUUUUGGGAUUGCUUCUGCAGAAAGAAGCGUUCUGAAAAUGGAAGUGCCAAGAUUUAACGUUACCCACGAGCAUGGACACAAUUUCCUCACAAGAACUUUGGAUUUCUUAUGGCAAUCUGGGGAAUCAGGUUAUCAACACGUGUGGCCGGAUUUGGAAUUUGGGUGGCAAAUUGUCUUGGGUACUUUUGUGGGAUUUUGUGGAGCUGCGUUUGGAAGUGUAGGUGGCGUUGGUGGCGGUGGAAUAUUUGUUCCUAUGCUUAGCCUUAUCAUUGGAUUUGAUCCAAAAUCAUCGACAGCUAUCUCAAAAUGUAUGAUCAUGGGGGCAGCUGUGUCAACUGUUUACUACAACCUUAAGCUAAGGCAUCCUACGUUGGAUAUGCCCAUCAUUGACUAUGAUUUGGCUCUUCUCAUUCAACCAAUGCUCAUGCUUGGCAUCAGCAUUGGAGUGGUCUUCAACGUUGUAUUUCCUGAUUGGAUAGUGACUAUAUUGCUUAUUAUUCUCUUCUUAGGCACAUCAACAAAAGCAUUCCUGAAGGGGGUUGAAACAUGGAAAAAGGAAACCAUAAUGAAAAAGGAAGCUGCUAGGCGACGAGAGCCAAACGGUUCUGGGGCAGAAGUAGAAUACAAACCCCUUCCCAGUGGACCAAAUGGUGGCACUGAAAAGGACACCAAGGAACGUGAGGUGACUAUUAUUGAAAAUGUAUAUUGGAAGGAGUUUGGACUUCUUGCGUUUGUUUGGGUUUCAUUCCUUGCACUACAGAUUAUCAAGGAAAACUAUACGACUACUUGUUCAACAGCAUAUUGGGUACUGAACUUGUUACAGGUUCCAAUCUCAGUUGGAGUAACUGCAUAUGAGGCAACUGCCUUGUUCAGUGGACGUAGAGUAAUUGCUUCCACAGGGGAUCAAGGGAAAGAAUUUACCGUACUCCAGCUAUUUAUUUAUUGUGUCUUUGGCGUACUGGCUGGUGUAGUUGGUGGCUUGUUAGGACUGGGAGGAGGAUUCGUUAUGGGUCCACUUUUUCUGGAGCUUGGAGUCCCACCUCAGGUAUCAAGCGCCACAGCCACCUUUGCCAUGACUUUCUCCUCUUCUAUGUCUGUUAUAGAAUACUACCUGCUGAAACGUUUUCCAGUUCCUUAUGCUGUUUACUUCACUCUAGUGGCUACUAUUGCAGCCUUGGUUGGACAGCAUAUUGUUAGAAAGCUGAUCAUAUUGUUUGGGAGAGCAUCCCUUAUCAUCUUUAUUCUAGCCUUCACAAUAUUUGUUAGUGCAAUCUCUCUAGGUGGAGUUGGCAUUUCAAAUAUGGUAGGGAAGAUUCAGAGUCAUGAAUAUAUGGGAUUUGAGAACAUAUGCAAGUACGGGUCAUAGCACAUUUUGGAAGAUUAUUUUGUCGUAUUUACAUUAUUCAAAGUUCCGUACCCAAAGACAGGUGCCUAGUUCACCUAAAUUGACCUCUAAGGCUUCUCUCAUGUUCGAAGGUUCAUGUUUUUACUGUUGCCAAGUCAAUGGAGUGAUUCCGUAGGAAAUUCAGAUUCUGAAUUAUGUUCCGAAUAUUCAUUGUUUUGUAAUAGCAUCUAGAUUUUUUAAUGGCAAGUAUGUGAUCUAAAUCCUUUAUUUUUUGGAUUUCAAUGACAAAUUGGCAAUAAUUUCGAUAUUACAAAUAUCAAUCAUUCGAAUC
This is a messenger RNA of Abrus precatorius (Indian licorice), 2336 nucleotides long. Its product is annotated as sulfite exporter TauE/SafE family protein 3-like. The transcript has 12 exons. The coding region runs from base 581 to 2026 and encodes 481 amino acids. Lineage: Eukaryota; Viridiplantae; Streptophyta; Magnoliopsida; Fabales; Fabaceae. The record is from RefSeq and is a predicted model, not a curated record. Gene Ontology annotation, cellular component: Cul4A-RING E3 ubiquitin ligase complex; membrane. Gene Ontology annotation, biological process: protein ubiquitination.